Messenger RNA from Amoebophrya sp. A25, 3247 nucleotides. The record is from the annotation of a GenBank genome assembly. Lineage: Eukaryota; Dinophyceae; Syndiniales; Amoebophryaceae.
AUGAAUUUGCUGAGGCGAUUCGUUUCAUCAGAGAUGUUUAUGACAGGAAAAAGCGUACUCAUUCUUAACCUAAUUGUACUUCCUACUUUCGUUUUUAGCUAGUUGUACGCUAGUUGUAACCUUAACCUUAACCUCAUGGAUGCUAGUUGUAACCUUAACCUCAACCUUAACCUCAUGGAUGCUAGUUGUAACCUUGACCUUAACCUUAUAGACUGAUCCUUAAUCAUACUAGUUGUACUUUCCUACGUAAAUCCUGCUCUCUAAUUUCUUGGGUAGGAAACUCGCUAGGAUACUAUGAGUAUAGAGUGCUUGCAUUUUUCUGAAACGGAGCAUGCUAACUAUGAGUACAACACGUUUUCCACCUUUCAUUAUACUCGAGGAUGGCGACCCUCUACCGACUGCGUCUGUUGUAGUCGUGGACCAGCAAGAUAAAGUAAUCAGGGACGGACAAGAACAUGGGGCGGUUGUCGUGCUAACCUUUACGCAUAGUGCGCAGAGUAAAGCGGAAAAACUAAAAGCAACAUCUUCUCCUCCAGGCUGCGAGGCAGGAAACAACUCGUGCGACGAGAAGGAUGGGAUGGUACUGCAAAAUGAUAGCAAUGAAUCGAUUAAAGGAAGACCUUGAGAAAAGAUACAGAGGGCAAAUGACCUCAAGUAAGUUUCACAUUAUGCUGUGCUUGGAGUAAUAAAAAUCCACCAUAUAAUAGUUACUAUAAGCAUAUAUUUUCUACACUAGCUACAAUAAAAUCAAAAUUCAAAAGGUUGUUGUUCGGCUUACGUCUCGCAAUGUCGAUGAUUCAUCUGUGCGUGAUCAAAUCUCUAGCGCUCACCGUGUUGUCGUCGUGGUUCCUUCUACCGCUUCGCUUCGAGAUGCCUGCUAUGAGUCGUUGCGGCCUCUCUUUGCCCCUAAUCCGCUGCCAGCAGAAACGGCAGAGCAAGUGUGUCUGAGAGAGCUAGACAUGGUGAAACAGUUAAGGGGUCUAAAGAUAAUUCUUCCUUAAUUCAAAUCAUCUUCACUGGAGGUAUACAGGUUACUCAUUAUAAUUCAUUACAUUAGUCUGAGUGAAGCUGUCGUCCCUGGGCAAUCUGAGACUGACCAUGAAGGUAGACAAGAAGAUGAAUUUUUAGACUUAGAGCUCUAACACAGACUUUGACACAACUGGAUCAGAGCAACUCCAUUAUUGUAUCAGAGGAGCGCUUUCUGGAGCUCGCUUCGUACACUGCGUUCGAGUCUGUGGUGUCGAGCACGGUUGCCUCGCUUCGGGAGGCGUUGGAAAACUUGCAUGUUUCUUUUAUGGUUUCCCUUUUUUAUUUCAACAUCUCUCUUAAGAAGAAUCAAUCUUUUUAAAGAGUGACUGGUCACGUUCUACUUAUGCUUAUUGAUUGUACAGCGAAGUAAGACAGUCGUGAUAGAUUGAUGAAUCUACUGAUUCUUUUGCAGUAGUGACGCAAAUAACUGUUCUAACGAAUAUCGUGCGUAAGCAGGGGUGCAGGUGUGCGAAGGCAGACUUUUGGAGUAUGCGACUUUUGUGGAUGGAAGAUAGGAGAUCGUACCAUAGGUUUAGAUUCUUGCAUGAUGAUGUUAGAAGAGGUUCGGAUUAUAGAAUUACAUGCAUAACAGGAAAGUUGUUCACGAUUUGAUGUACUAAAGAUGUGUUGUUCGUUGUCCUCAUGGAGGUGAACGUGUAGUGCUAGUCAUCCGGUUAAGUCUAAUUUUUUCAAAGUGAAACUACCAGAAAACUGGUGGUGGUAUUCGCGCCUUCUUUGGUGCUACGAACUUACUUUUUCAGAGAAGCAUAUAAUGAUUAUAGGAUAAUCUUCAUCUUCGUAAGAACAGAGAGGUGUACUAGCGUAUUUAGCUGUUGCUGUCGUAUCAUAUUUUCCAUAGGGGUAUAUUUUUCUGGAAUUGUAGUUGUAUUACACUGAGCUAUGAACAUUAUGUUCAUGCAAAUGCAUUAGAUUUUCCACGAUAGGUCUAGGACUAUCCACUGCGUACUAGAACAAGAAUUGGAGGAAGAAGACACUGAACGAAGAUGGGUGUGAUGUUACUAGACGUCGAAAGCAGAAGUGGUCCCCCGCUGGCUGCUCGAGCCAUGACCACUGCAACUGGUCUAGUUGCACACGCCUGGAAGACCGAAAUAGCUCGUCAUUUAAGCAGCCAAUUAGUUUUAGGAGUCUAGAUUUAGUAUCCAGAACAAAGGCAUGGGCAACACCAACAGAGAUGAGGAGGCUAGAAGAUGAGAUGAAGGGGAUCAAUUAGUAUCAACAGGUGCAGAGGCGAGGAGGCUAUAAGAUGAGAUGAAGGGGAUCAAUUAGUAUCAACAGGAGCAGAGCGAUGAAUGUGUCAUUAUAAGCGAUGAAUGUUGAAAGAAAACUAUUGCUGAGCAGCGUGUUUCACCACGGUAUUGAAGUUUAUAACAGCUAAAGGAGUUUUCAGCAUCAUAAACUUCUAAUGGUAGGCUUAUGCCUAGAACAAAGGUAAACAGCCUUUUCAUGAGUUUCAUAAUCGAUUUGUGUAGAAACUGUGAAGGUGUUGCAAGCUGUUGUAAGUGGUAUCCUCAAAAACCCUCAGAUUAUUUUCAUAGGAGAAAUCUACCCGCCUGGCAUGAUACAUCUUGAGGACGUUUUGCCUUUGCGACACAAGCUCAAGAUGUUGUCUAGUAUGAUUGGAUCUUCCCUUAUUUGUGUAUGUUAUCUUGUGAAUGUGAAGGUGGAUUAGGGAGAUUUGUACACAUGUAUUUGUGUAUGUGAAGGUGGACUAGUGAGACAUGCGAAUUAAGAACGUGUGAUCUACUCUUGCCUGUGAGAGAUAGGUUUCAAGGUUUAUGCAGUCGUUGAAAAUAGAGCUUGAUGUGUACUUAAGCACGGAUCACGACUGCACCUGCACCAGCUACAUGAGUUCUACGAAGGCAUUUAGAUUUACAUCACCUGGUGCGAUGUUUUCGACUUGUAUUUCACAGUGGUAUCUAUUACUUUUUAAGAGUUCUUAUGUUCUCCCAUACUUUCAUUAAGGUGCUUGCAAGAACAACAUUCAUUGAUUUGGUUGAAUAUUUCUGCGAAGUGUAACCAAAACAGUACAUGCACAUUUGUUUUGAUGAGUUGGCAGCCAAAUGUUGGCUUGCAAUGCUUGAUUACAAUUUACACAUGAUGUGGAUUUGUUUUGACGAGAACUAGAAGAACUUCGACGAUGAAAUCUCAGUGCAACACACGGUUCCGUUCGUUCUUUCCACGUAGAGGAAAUGUCGAU